CAACAAGGAGUCUUCUACCGCUUCGACGAUGGUGUAGACUUCAUUACAAAGCGAAUAUUCGAAAAGGGGGCGAAACAAUGGGAAGAAGCAACAUGCCUCAAUUUCACCGAAGAUAAGGACAAAAAAGCUGAAAACAGCAUUGUGCUAAUCAAGGAAGAUGGCUGCUGGUCGUAUGUAGGACGGGUCGGUGGUGAGCAACCUCUCUCACUUGGUGACGGCUGUGAUCAGGUUGGAAUCGCUACACAUGAACUCGGUCACGCGCUUGGGCUCUUCCACACCAUGUCACGAUACGAUCGUGAUGAAUUUAUUACAGUCGUUCUUGAUAAUGUUGUGGAAGGUUUCGUAGAUCAAUACGUGAAAGAGACAAAUGAAACCACUACCAACUAUGGAUUUACCUAUGAUUAUGGUAGCAUUAUGCAUUACGGAGCAGCCAGCGCCUCUCACAACAAGAAACCCACAAUGGUAGCCAAUGAUACAAGGUACCAGGAGUCGAUGGGCUCGCAGAUCAUUUCAUUCAUUGAUAAGUCUAUGAUAAACGAUCACUACAAUUGCAAAGCAAAGUGCCCGAAUGCGACCUCAGCGAAGUGUCAAAAUGGAGGAUUCCCUCAUCCACGAAAGUGCUCUGAAUGUAUUUGUCCAAGCGGCUAUGGUGGCACUCUUUGCGACAAGCGACCGCCUGGAUGCGGAGAUACAUUGAAAGCGACAGAGCGCAAGCAGAUCAUCGUCAAAAGACUUGGUUUUGGUGGUGUAAGGGACGAGUUCGAAUUCUGCAACUACUGGAUCGAGGCUGAUGAAGGAAAGAAGAUUGAAAUUACGGUCAAAUCUAUUUCACACGGCUACGCUCAUGACGGCUGCAUUCUAGGAGGCGUGGAAAUCAAGACCACUGAGGAUCAAACUCGAACUGGAUACCGAUUCUGCUCACCAACCUAUCGCGACGCAGUGCUUGUUUCGGCCUCAAAUCGCGUGCCCAUAAUCAUGUUCAACAGAGCCGGCCAGCAACAAUUUAUAUUGGAAUACAAAAUCAAGUCAUAA
Messenger RNA from Cooperia oncophora, 1032 nucleotides. The record is from the annotation of a GenBank genome assembly. Lineage: Eukaryota; Metazoa; Nematoda; Chromadorea; Rhabditida; Trichostrongylidae.